Messenger RNA from Caenorhabditis auriculariae, 5523 nucleotides. The record is from the annotation of a GenBank genome assembly. NCBI's taxonomy places the organism in Eukaryota, Metazoa, Nematoda, Chromadorea, Rhabditida, Rhabditidae.
AUGAAGAGUUCCGGCGUUUCAAACUUUGCGGAGGGAGUCGCUGUCAAGCAGUUCAUCGCCAUUGUAAACGACGGGGAGAACAUAGUAACCUUUUCAAAGACAGCUGAAAUGUCAGAAAAAAACCGGGCUGAAAUGUCAGAAAAAAAAAUCUGAACAUUAUCAUGAACGAUCACAAAUUAUGACGUAUCAGCCCGACGGGUGCUACUGGCCAGCAUUAGAUUGGCUUGAGAUUACUGAUAACCGCCGUGUAUACGAGAAAAAUUUGCUUUGUCUUGUAAACUACACGCAUUUUCAAGGCGGCCGGUCGUGUUACGGUAAUCUAGCUAGGUAUUUGGUUAAUAAAAUAAAAACUUGUGUAUUUUUUGUCGUGUAACUUAUCUUGUAACCUCGAAAAUAGGUCCUUAGCAAAUUGCAAAUUUAAAAAAAUUUCCUGACUCCGAAACUGACGGCGCAAUAUUGACCGGCCACCGGCCUUCGUAGCUUUACCUCAAACACACUAACUAGAGUUCAAAAAAAAAAAUGUGUCAAUGAGAACUACAGAUAUGAACGUGGAAGAAGUCUUUGAAGAUUUGAUGGUCUAGGAGUUAUUUUUUGAUAUCCACAUGAAAAAAAAUUCGGAGAAAAAACGGCCUCGUAAUGUCUUGAUGCGACCCGUUUUUUUCUAUCGUACUGAAUAAAUACCGAAAUUCAAAUUAGCGCCAAGAAAAGUUCGAUGUCAGAAAAAAGGUACUACGCGAGGUCCCUCGUUGUGCCAGCUCACCCAAACUAGAAACUUGUCAUAAGUGACUGUUUCUUAUGUUGUUGAGAUGAGCGCCAUUCCUGUUCCGGAGCAUUAUUGUAGCAAAUUAACUUAUUUUUUAUAGGUGAAGACAGGUUUAUUCGGCAUCAUAAAUCACGAUUUGGCCAUGAGAACGCUUCUCAUUGAGAACGAGUGAGUUCACGUUUUCUGGUUAAUCAAUCAAAACUUUAUAAUUAGUAGAUAGCUUUGAAAAAAAAACUUGAACGCAGAAAUGAUUUCCCGGCUUCAUUCUAUCCAUUUAUUCCUUUUUUUUUAGUUAUUAUAAAGCAGAUGUCGGUGUGCAAUCAUUCAAGCUUGUCAGAAAUGUUGCCGAAGCUUGUGCUCACGAUAAACUCAUUCCAGCGCUGAUUGUUCGGUUUCGCUCUUUUUUGAAUAACAUCUAUCAAAUUUUUGUAGAUACGAGAGUUUGGAUCAACUUAAAGAAGCAGAAAAAGAGCUGAGUAAAAUCGAUGCUGAUGCACAGGUCUAGAAAAUGCAGUUUUUCAACGUUCAACUGGAAAAUUCUAUAGGUUAUUGUGUGUCCACAAAAUAUUGAAGGAGAUGCAGAAGUUGUCGAGAAGUGGGCUAGGGAAAAUAAGUUCGAAGUCGUUUAUUUGUCUCCUACAAAAGUAUGUCACGAACUUAAAUUUCGCAUAGGAAGUCAGAGUUAUUUUCAGGAGCAACUAGAGGAAUACAAGGAACACAAUGAAACUUACGGUUUUCAAAGGCUUCUUGACGUUCUUAACAGCUGUAUGUGGCCUGUGAGAAAGGAUAAAAUUAAAAAGGUUAGUUUUUUUUUUUGAAAGUUGCUUUUAUUUCUAGCGGUUAAGGUGAGCAGCAACAUUCAGCUUGACAGGAUCCUCAAGCUUAUUAAUAACAUGGAGGACGAAGACGAUAGCGACGGAAUUCCUGACGAAGAAGCACAAGGUAAACAUUUAUUGUUAAUUAUUUAUUAAUUAUUCUUUAACGAAUUUUUUGAUAUUGAACUAGUGAAAAAGUUCAACUCAAUCAACGCCGAAAAAAAGCCACGAAACGUUCGGGUUGGGAAAAAUUUUUCUCAUUUCUCUGUAAAAAAAUGUAUGAAUAAUUCAAUACAGUGCUAGAGUUCCUCGUUCUCCACCCUGUCUGAGGACCUGCACGCUGGCAGGCCAAUUCAACAAAAAAAUAUGCUUUUUUUAAUUUCAAUUUUUUGAGAAUAAGAAAAAUUUAUGGUUGUAGUAUAUUUAAAAAAAAAAGAAGUUUAAAAAAAGACUCAGACAUUCAUGGCGCUUGUUUGUAUGUUUGGCACGCACAGAAUUUGGAAAUCCGCCUAAAGUAUUUUUUUCGCGAAUAGAAAAAAAUCUCUCUUCUUAUAUCCUUUUUUUCAGCGAACCGAAAUUAAUUUUAGGAAACAAUCCUCAUUUUUUACCAGUUAAAUUCUCAGAGUUUUUUUCAUCAUUUUUAAAAAUGUAUCGUUUAGAGUUCUCAAAAGUAAAUGUUUGAACGAACGUUCAACCAAACAUUUUCCGAACGUUUGAUGAAUUCGACCAAUUAGUUAAAUUUCACAUGAACUGUUUGUUAAAAACCUCAUUUUGGUUAAAUUUCAUAACUGAGCAUUUAAAAAAAUGAACAAUUACUUAUUUUUUUCGAAAAAAAUUUUUGUUCAAAAAAAUGAACAUUUAAAUUUCAUUUUGAAAAAUUUUUGGUCAAAAAAAUGAACAUUUAAAGUUCACUUUGAAAAAUUUUUGGUCAAAAAAAGUAAACAUUUAAAAUUCAUUUUUGAAAAAUUUUUGGUCAAAAAAAAGUAAACAUUUAAAAUUCAUUUUGAAAAUUUUUGGUCAAAAAAAUGAACAUUUAAAAAUUCACUUUUUGAAAAAUUUUGGUCAAAAAAAAGUAAACAUUUAAAAUUCAUUUUUAAAAAAAUUUUGGUCAAAAAUAGUGACCAUUCAAAUUUCACUUUGAAAAAUUUUUUAAAAAGGUAAACUUUUUUUUAUUCAUUACAAUUACGGCACUUGGCAGUAUCUGUGCCGGAGUCAAUUCUGUCUCAGUCUACUCCAAAUGAAAUCAUGAAUCGAUUACUUCGAAAUUCAAACUAAUUUCUGGUUAAAAUUAAUAAAUCUCUUGGAAAAACAGUGAUUUGGAUGGUCAAGGGCAAAGCUAAAAGCCGGUUAAGGACGGGAAAAAUUAUAUGGAACCGGCCAAAAAUGAGCAGACCGGAAGAAAGGUGCUAUCUGGAGAAUUAAUUGAAUGAGGAAAAAAAGGAAAAAGUAUUGAUUUGGAUUUUUGGUUCGGAAGAUCCCAGGUUCGGAAAAACUAUCGGCCAAAAAAAUGAACUUUUUAAUUUUUCACAGUUGAAAAAAAAUUUUUUUGUACGAAAAAAAGUAAACAUUUAAAAUUCUUGUUGAAAAUUUUUGGUCAAAAAAAUGAACAUUUAAAUUUCACUCUUGAAAAAUUUUUGGUCAAAAAAAGUAAACAUUCAAAAAUUCAUUUUUAAAAAUUUUUGGUCAAAAAAAUGAACAUUUAAAUUUCACUUCUGAAAAAUUUUUGGUCAAAAAGAGUAAACAUUUAAAAAUUCGUUUCGAAAAAUUUUUGGUCAAAAAAAUGAACAUUUAAAUUUCACUCUUGAAAAUUUUUGGUCAAAAGAGUAAACAUUUAAAAUUCGUUUCGAAAAAUUUUUGGUCAAAAAAAGUGACCAUUUACUUUUUCACUUUGAAAAAAAUUUGGUCAUUAAAACGAACAUUUAUUUACUAGUCAGAAUAUGAUUGUUUAGAAAAUGACCAUUUAUUUUUUUCAGUCAUUAUUUGAAAAAGUCACAAAAUGAAAAAGAAUGAAAGUGAUCAAUUUUUGGUUGAUCUUUCAAAAAAACGACAUUCGUUUGAAAUGUCAAAAAGAAAAUUUUUUUCGUUUUUUUGAAAAAAAUGUCAUUUUUUUCAAUUGGUCAUUUUGAGAACUCUAGUAUCGUUCGAUUAAACUGGAAACUAUGCUGAAUAAGAAUCCGCACAAAGAAAGAUCAUUGAUUAUAAUUUGUUAAGCGAUGAAAUGUUCAGAGGCUAUCUGGAACUCGGUGACGAUUCCCAGAUCAUGGACACCAACGCCAGAGCCGCAGCGCGCCGAGCGAGUCCAUCUAUCUUCUUCGCCCACCGAGGGCGAGCAGCCUGUAUCCACUGUUUCCGUCGACGUUUGCCUCGGCGCCAUUAGACAACCUGAGCAAAUCGAUGCGAAAAUUAACGAGAGUGUCAGUUGAUUUUCUUUUUUGUUUUUAUCUAAAGAUCUAUCUAGCUUCUCCGAUACUUUGAAUCAUCUUUUUUCUCGUUUAUAUCUACCUUCUUCGUCGUCGCUGAAUUCGAAUUACGAACAGAAUAAAAAGAAACGUUAAGUAAGACCGCGACUUCAAAUAUUAAGCUUUGAGCCACCGUAGAGACUAGAAUUUUUACAAAAACCUUUAUUGAACCUCUUUUUCGAAAAUGUCUUUUAAAAAACCCGAGGAUUUCCAAAAUUCCAUAUUUUCCAAAUUUUUUAAAGAUUUUCUCAAUUUUGGUUAUAUUCACAAGAUAAUCACGAUUUUUGAGAAGCAAAAAAAAGAAGUUAAACCUUGAAAAUAUAUGAUUUCUCUAAAAACUUUGCGCUGUGAUUUCACGUUCUUUCAAAAUAUUUGGCUUUGCUAAACUGGUUGAAUCAUUAUUAUCGUGAAUUUUUUCAAAUAUCAAUUGGUUAGAACACACAUUGCUGCUCAUUAUUCAAAAGAAACACCGAGGACAACUUUUGCCCAUAUGCUCACAUAGUGUGAUCCUCGCCAGACGUUCAUGUUUUAGAGCACGGCAGAAAAAAUGAUACUGUAAACAGCUUUUUUUUUUGCGAUUUACUAGGAAACUACGCGAACUCUUAUUCGCGGAGAGAGUUCAAACUUUAGUGGUUUAUAGACCUCAGUCAGAAUACUUGAAAACAAGAGAGAACAUCUGCUAAACCCGAUGUAGAACUGAGAAAAAAUUCGUAAAAAUGUGCAGUUUAGGCCCGAAAACUUUCAGAAUACUUUUCACUUUAUUUUACAAUCGCCUUAAAUGAUCCGGCUAUGAUAAACACUAAAAACCUUUUUUUCCAACCAAAAGAAAGAAAAAAGCAGAAAUUUGAUAAUUUUCACGCCUAAACUGUUAUUUUUCAAAUAUCUUUUUUCUCGGUACCUUAUUUGGUUCAGAAUUGCCUGUUUUCAAGUACCCUUACAUGGAUCUUUUAAACCACCACAGUUUGAACUCAGUCCGCGAAUACGAGUUUGUGUAGUUCCCUAGUUAGUCUAAAAAAAUGCAAAAAAACAGUGAAAAAAAAUUUUUUUAAAAAAACGAAGCUAGUUUCGGGCAUGAUUGAUAUACAACUUUCAAAAAGUUUAAAAAGAUUUUUGGCAAAAAAACGCGGAGCAAGCCUUCGCGGAAUACUACAAAAAGUUAUGAAUUGAAAAAAAAUAUGUCUACUGAAAAAAAUUGGUAUAGAUUAGUUAAGUAAACAAAAAAAUAAAUCUGAAAAAGUGCGAAAGCCCAUUUUUACUAUGAAUCGAAUUUAUAUACUGAUUUCCGAUAGUUUCCAUUUUUUUGUUUUCUUUUUUUAUGAAUUAAAUUAUUUCGAAAUCCUUGUUGAUCUCCAAUUUUUUUCAGUGGCAAGAAACCUUUUAAUUUCAGGUGAACGCCUCCGUUAACAAAAAAAGAAGAAAAAAAGAAAAAAAGUCCAAAGGAACUGCGAAAUUGUCCCCAGAUGCCAGCAAAGAUGAAACAAAUUGA